AAUGUCAGUGCCUGGCCAUGCAUGGACCCCAUCACAUCAUUACAAUAAACACUCCAACAGCUUUCCCACACGCCCCCUCCGUGUCAACAUCCCACAGCUGAGCUCUGAGCGGGAGGGGGAAGCUCGGGUGGGAGGUCCUCCGUGGAGCACGUAACCCGCUUACAAAUGAACAUCGUGCCGGGGCCAAACUCACACGCUCUGCAUGCCACUUUCUUUCAGGCACCCCCCCACCCCUUUUUUCUUUUUUUUUGUGGGAGGCGUUGCGCAUCACCGCCGAGCCAGCCGCGGCUGCGCUCCCUUUCUCCAUUCCUUCCUUCUUUCUGCUCCACUUUGACGCACAUCGCUCGGCGGCUGUGCGCGGCAUCGCUGCCCAACUUGGCCAAGCGACACUGCGGCGUGGUGAUCGGAUCAGUCUCCUACUGGAUCCCCCACAAAGCCAUCUGCCAUGCCGGAUCUGCAUCGGGGGAGCUGCUCCUCUUCCUCUUCUUGUUGUUAUAAUAAACUCCGCUCGCUUGUGGCACAACCUCACCGCCAGGCUCGACAGGCAGCCCGGACCGUGAGCCUCCAUCAGCGGGCUUAUCAGCGGCAAUAAAAAAGAGGAAAAGGCAGUUUAUUGGUCACAGACAGCGCCUCUGCUCUCCGGACGGGCCGCCGCCGCCGUGCGCUGCUGUAAAUCAAGCCCGGAGCAUUGGAGGGAGCACCCGGGUGCAAAGACGAAUGGUUCGGGCAUGGUGCCCACACCCCAGGUGUGCGUCUCCACCCUGGUCACAGUGAGCACGAUGGCGGUGGUGGACCUCUAUCUGCUGGAGCAAAGCAUGCUGGGAGCUCGCGGGCUGCCGGGGCCCAGCGUGUGGCAGUGCGUGGCCGUGUUGCUGGGCGACGCGGGCUUCCUGAUGGCGCUGCGCUUCGUGUCGGCCGGGGUGGUGUCGGAGGCGCGGUCCCCCCGCCGCGGCUUCGCCAACGCUCUGUGGUUCUUGUUCCUGUCGCUGCUGCAGCUCAAGCUCUUCUUCGUCUGCCACAACUACAGGCAGGAGCGCCGGCCGCCCGACCCGCUCGCCAGGAAGGUCCUGACGCUCCUGCUGUCCAUCUGCCUGCCGUCCCUCUUCCUGAUCCUGACGGGCGCUGACUACAUGACGCCGCAGCGCAGGAAGCAGGAGGUGCGAGGUCGCCUCCUGUGGGUGGUGGUGGAUCUGCUGGACGUGUUGGAUCUGCAAGCCGGGCUGUGGGAGGCCCACGUAGGGUCGGCGGGCCCCGACCAACGGCUGCCCAUCUGGGCCGAGGGCUUGGUUUUCUUUUACUGCUACGCCCUCCUGCUUUUGCUACCGUGCGUGGCGCUCACGGAACUGGGGGCCACCAGCCUGCCGGGACAGAGAGGGCCCCGCAAGGAGGCUUUGUACCCUUGGCUCAGCCUGGUCACCAUCAAUGUUUUCACUCUGGGCCUGAGGGGCGCUGGCAUGCUGUGGUACAGGGACCCCCGGGUCUCCACCGUGUUCCUGGGCAAAAACAUGUUGGCGUUGGCGGUGAAGCUGAGCUCGGCCUGGGAGCGCCACAAGCAGGAGCGCGGUCCGGGCGGGGGCGGGGCGGCGACCGGAAGUCAAACCGAAGAAUCCACGCUGCCCAGUCAGGGCUCGGAGCAGGUGGAGGGCCAGUCUCAAGGCAAAACUUCCUCGGCUCAGUUUCACACGCUGUCUCGCUCGCAAAGCCACGCGCUCUCCCAAAUGAGCCCGGGACACACGGAGUCACCCUUGGCACCCUCUUUCAUUUCCCAUGAACUUUAGAUGCACUCGCGCGCACAAAUGUACAGUGUGCAUAAUCUAUGCACAGACGUGGCCAAAACGCCGACAAGCCAAACAGACGGACACGAUGGAUGUGACGCUUGGAUUUAUGCACACUUGGAGCACCGUGUUCGUUUGUGGACGUAAACAGUGAAUCGACUUUAAACCAGGUCGUUCAAGAAUGAACGUCUAUGUCUCCUCGUGCUCAUUCCUCCGCAAAUUACCGCUGUUGGGCGGAAACCUUGUCGGUCCAAAUGUUGUUUUGAAGGGAAGAACCGUCAAGAACCUUCUUGUCUGGUCAGGGGUCCUAACGCACGGCUUAUUUUAGACAUGUGAGGAUUCGGCCCGACAGCGAUGAUAUUUUUAGCCUAAUAGCAUAAUUGUCGAAGGCUUUUCCCCCCCAAUGUUUUCAGAAAACUAGAAUAAAGCAAACCAGUUCAUAAAACAAGAAGAGCCCAAUUGUUUGAUGAAUUACGAUCAACUGGAUGAACCUACGCUGAGAAAAACAAAAACAUUUUAACAAGCACAUUGAUCAUUUUUAUCGAUGCGGGUUAAGUUCAAAAUGGCAAUUAUGCUAUUAAGCUAACGCUAACGAUUUUCUGUGUGUCUUGGUUUUCUAACUUUUAAUGCUUUUUAAACUGUUGGGUAGUUGCAGUCAAAGUACGUAAUUGUGCAGGCAAAGGAACGUCCGCCGCAAUUAACUUAUUUGUCCAGCUAAAAAUCACAUUGUAUCAUGUCUCGUUGCUGAGGGAAAAAAAAAAGUGUGUUUUGCUAAAUCACUUUGUAUUGUUCGAAUUAAGAAAGAAAAUGAACGUCUUUGCGGAAACGGCAGAAUGAUCUCUUUUUUUAUUUCAGUCGCCGAGUGGGAUGGAGCGUCAGCUUGUUUGAUUGAUCUGUCGGCUAACUACCACGGUGCAGAAAUAAUUUAAGACCUCUCUUCUCAUGCCGUCCACGCAAAAGGACUGUUUAGAAUCGCUCACAAAAUGAGCUUGCUAGCCAUAUCUAUAUUUUUGUUUUGUUGCAAGUCGGUUCCAAUGAUUGGCCAAUGCUUAUUAGAAAUGCGGUCAUUAGGAAUUCAUCAAUCGUUUUUGUAACAGUUCUCAUCUAUGUCGGAUUAGACUUCCCAAUUAUCUUUUCUCUGCCACGAAAUAUGACAAGGCGAAAUUCACCACCUAAUCUCUUAUUAUAAUUAUUAUAUUAUCAGUCACUCACGGAUGUUCACUAUUGGCAGUAUAGGACUAAUUUGCGGGGUUGUCAUUUUUGGAUUGUCAUUUUUGGAAGCAUUAUGGCCUACAGCAGUAGAGCGGACGGGGAAGAUCGUCGGCGGUUACCAAGGCCAGACCGUGGUCAGCUCUACGCCUCGAGGACCGAAUGAAUUCUGACAAAAAUAAAAUGUUUCAUCAUGCUCGCCUUGGCACAUUGUGGCGCAUGCUGCAGGCACAUAUCUGCGAGUAUUGGCAACCUGUCAGCUCCACACAAAAAGGAGGCACUUGAAAUAAUUCAAGGCCAAUAGAACCUUCAAGACCAAUAAGGGCCUACUUGCUUGCACUUCCUGAGCUCUAUUAAAAGUCAAUCAGAGUCCAUUUGGUGGCACACAAACACACACACGGUCACAAACAAUGGCAAGCAUAUGAAACAGACAUGAUGAGCACACAAAGAGAGCCCGAAACACAAAUGGACACACAUAAGCAUCCCAGCCAAGAUGUAAAUACAACGUGCAGGGAAAAAGCCGCUUUUAUUUCCCCGGCGGAAUGUCGCGCUAACAAAAGGCCGACAUUCAUCACAAUUAUGCCGGCGAAUCCUUUCGGAAUGCUCAAGUGUGCUCUCGCCUUUAGGUGAAAGGCUGCAGACAAAGGUCUUGCCGCCAUCAUGUCAAGUGCACUGCCGGCACCUCUUUGAGCCUCCCAUUAGGAUCAAGUGGGGCCAUUUGUCACAAUAUGGGCACUCUUUGUCUCACCGCUUGCUUUACAAGCCACGCUCAUGGCACAUACUUAGACUAAUGGACACACGGGUAUCCAUGGUGGGAAUUUCUUUCGUUUCAGAGGCAGGGGCGGAGCCUGAACUUUUUCACUGGGGUGACACAAGGACUCACUAAAGGAGAGCAGUAAGAUGACAUUCACACGCCAAUUGUGUUCAUCAACAGCACCCAACUGGAGUCAACCCUGUUUGUGUCAUCCAGCUCGCUCUCCAUUUCAAUAAAUUUGAAUUCCAUGCGUUC
Syngnathus acus (greater pipefish) is the source of this 3993-nucleotide messenger RNA. It is a transcript of the gene tmem265, whose product is annotated as transmembrane protein 265. The transcript has 2 exons. The record is from RefSeq and is a predicted model, not a curated record. The coding region runs from base 729 to 1778 and encodes 349 amino acids. Lineage: Eukaryota; Metazoa; Chordata; Actinopteri; Syngnathiformes; Syngnathidae.